Messenger RNA from Vidua macroura (Pin-tailed whydah), 1240 nucleotides. It is a transcript of the gene OXLD1, whose product is annotated as oxidoreductase like domain containing 1. Lineage: Eukaryota; Metazoa; Chordata; Aves; Passeriformes; Viduidae. The record is from RefSeq and is a predicted model, not a curated record. The transcript has 2 exons. Gene Ontology annotation, cellular component: mitochondrion. Bases 31 to 432 code for a protein of 133 amino acids.
GCGGGGGCGGGGCCAGGGCGCUGCGGCCGGAUGCUGCUGCGGGGCCUGGCGGGGCCGCGCCGGGGGCCCCCAAAGAGCCCCAGGGGCACCCCACGCCCCCAGCCCGCCGCCAGCUGCAGCCCCCGGGAGCGUUCGGACACCGCAACAGAGCCCGGGGGCACCUCGGGCGCUCCGGGAAGGGACAGCAGGACAGCCACCCCUAAUGGCGACAGGGGGGACCCUCGUGCAGCCCCCCCGGUGCCCCCCCCGCCCACGCACUGCUGCGGGACCGGCUGCCCCAACUGCGUCUGGGUGGGAUACGUGGAGGAGCUGCUGGAGCGGCACCGCGACGGCGGAGCCCAGGCCUUGGCGGCCGUGGAGCAGCACGUGGAGGACGAGAACAUCAAGAUGAUCCUCAGGAUGGAGAUCAGGCUGCGCGCCGGGAAGGACUGAGCCUGCCCAGCCCGGCGGGGGACGCCCGUGGGGUGACGGGAUGCGGGCCUGGGUUGUUUGUGGGGGUUCCUUGUGUGCUGAGCGCGGCGUCCCGGCGGUGUCACACGAGGCCGGGUCACCUCCUGGCUCCCAGGGAGCUGUCCUUGGGGACAGGCGGUGACUCAGGGCUGUCCUGAGCCCCGGAUUUCCCGGGAGCUGGAUGCUGCGCCCUCCCCAGCAUGGCAAAUCCCUGCCAAGGGCAGGCUGGCCGGCCCCCCCAGCCCUCCUCCUCCUGUGCUCCCAGCUGGAAUUUAAGCACCUUGAGGGGGAUUUUCAGCACCUUGGCCGUGCCAGACCCCUCCCCACUGGCAGCACAAAGCCUCUUAGGGGCCUCUCCGCGGGGGCUCAGGAGGGCAGCGUGUGGCACGGAGCACGUGGGAAGCAGCAGCCUCCUGUCAAGGACGCUGGCCCUGUCCCUGGUGUCACUCACAUCCUGCCGGGCUGCCCUGCAAGGUGCCUCUUCUGCCUCCAUCUUAAAUCCCCAGAAACUUGUCCCGAGCUCCCCCCUCCAUCCUGGGGGACUCGCAGCUGUUGAGACCCGCACAGACCCCUCCACGUCAUCCCAGGACGAGGUCCCCAAGAAGCCACCCAGCCCUCGAGUGUCACUCACUAAUGAACCCCAAUUAACAGCCAGGCUCUGCUGCCUGCCAGGGAAGUAGGUGGUUCUCCAUGGAAAACACUCCUGGAUCCCUUUAAUCCUAUUUGUUGGAGCCCAACUAAUUGCAAUUAGUGGCAAGGGCUGAAGUUCAAUUAAAGUGUGCCGAGAUUA